Messenger RNA from Lactuca saligna, 495 nucleotides. The record is from the annotation of a GenBank genome assembly. Lineage: Eukaryota; Viridiplantae; Streptophyta; Magnoliopsida; Asterales; Asteraceae.
AUGAUCUUUGAUACUGGAAGUUCUAAUCUAUGGGUGCCUUCUUCAAAGUGCUACUUUUUAGUGAGUUUUGACUUUUCCAAUUCACGAUUUCUCUCAAUCUAUAGCUUCAAUCACGUGCUUAUAAUUCUUGAUAUGGAUACAGGGACAUCUGCUGCUAUUCAAUAUGGAAGUGGAGCUAUCUCUGGUAUCUUUAGCCAAGACUCUAUCCUACUUGGUGAUCUUGUUGUUAAAGAACAGGAUUUUAUAGAAGCAACAAAAGAACCUGGCAUCACUUUCUUAGCAGCCAAGUUUGAUGGAUUUUUCAGUGAUGGUUGUGCAACAAUUACGGAUUCUGGAACCUCUUUGUUGGCAAGUCCAAUGCAACUGAACAUACAUGCGUGGGAAGCAUUUGAGAAGGGCAAUGAUGUCCAUAUGCAAGCUGCUCCUUCACAAGCUGAAUUGUUGUUUAAGAAUUAUAAAGUGAACAAAGAGAAGCUAAAAUCUCAAGUGAAGUAG